This is a messenger RNA of Insectozyma verbasci, 948 nucleotides long. NCBI's taxonomy places the organism in Eukaryota, Fungi, Ascomycota, Pichiomycetes, Serinales, Debaryomycetaceae. The record is from the annotation of a GenBank genome assembly.
AUGGCGUUCGGAGCUCCAAGAGGUAGAGGUGGUGUACCAAGAGGUGGUAGAGGUGGAUCAAGAGGUGGUAGAGGUGGUUUUUCAGGUAGAGGAGGUAGAGGUGGUUUUUCAGGUAGAGGUGGUAGAGGUGAUUCAAGAGGUGAAGGAAGAGGUGGUUCAAGAGGUGGUCCAAGAGGCGGUGCUCGUGGUGGUAGAGGAGGUGGCAGAGGAGGUGCUAAAGUUGUUAUUGAACCACAUAGACAUGCUGGUGUUUUCAUUGCUAGAGGUAAAGAAGAUUUAUUAGUUACAAGAAAUAUUGCACCAGGAGAAUCAGUUUAUGGUGAAAAAAGAAUAUCGGUUGAAGAACCUUCAAAAGAAGAAGGUCAACCAGCUACUAAAAUAGAAUAUAGAGUUUGGAAUCCAUUUAGAUCAAAAUUAGCUGCUGGUAUCAUGGGUGGUAUUGAUGAAUUAGGUAUUGCACCAGGUAAAAAAGUUUUAUAUUUAGGUGCUGCUUCAGGUACUUCAGUUUCUCAUGUUGCUGAUGUUGUUGGACCAGAAGGUUUAGUUUAUGCUGUUGAAUUUUCUCAUAGACCAGGUAGAGAAUUAAUUGGUAUGGCUAAAAAAAGACCAAAUGUUAUUCCAAUUAUUGAUGAUGCAAGACAUCCACAAAAAUAUAGAAUGUUAUUAGGUAUGGUUGAUUGUGUAUUUGCUGAUGUUGCACAACCAGAUCAAGCUAGAAUCAUUGCAUUAAAUUCACAUUUAUUUUUAAAAGAUGGUGGUAUAGUAGUUAUAUCUAUUAAAGCAAAUUGUAUUGAUUCAACAGUUGAUGCAGAAACCGUUUUUGCAAGAGAAGUUCAAAAAUUAAGAGAAGAAAGAAUUAAACCAUUGGAACAAUUAACCUUAGAACCUUAUGAAAGAGAUCAUUGUAUUGUUGUUGGUAGAUAUAUGCGAAGCGGUAUAAAGAAAUAG